Messenger RNA from Frieseomelitta varia, 3776 nucleotides. RefSeq names its product catenin delta-2 (gene p120ctn). The record is from RefSeq and is a predicted model, not a curated record. Gene Ontology annotation, cellular component: adherens junction; nucleus; cytoplasm. Gene Ontology annotation, biological process: cell-cell adhesion; cell-cell junction assembly. Gene Ontology annotation, molecular function: cadherin binding. The coding region runs from base 169 to 2934 and encodes 921 amino acids. Lineage: Eukaryota; Metazoa; Arthropoda; Insecta; Hymenoptera; Apidae. The transcript has 12 exons.
ACGACGUGAUCGAUAUCAUCCUCUCCCUUCCUCGCUUGCGCUCUUCAAUUCUCAUGGCCAUUCGAUUUUCGGUAGUUUUCUCGUUCGACGUUUCGUCGAAAUCGGACCUGUGAAUCGAACCUAGUGUUGUAUUUUUGCAGACGCGUUCUCCAGGAGAAGGGCCCCGACAUGCCGCAAUACACCGGACAGAGUGAUGCAGAUUACCACGGAAGCAACGGCCAGGCGGACACCCAUUCGUUGCAUUCGUCUCAUUUGUCUGUCCAGGAGGAUCCAUUACUCAUCCGGAGCCAUAAGCAGCAAACUACUCAACAAGUGACAAACGUGUCGAAGGUGGUCCGCGAGGUAUCGCACAUGGAGCCGGAUCCAGGCGCGGUGAGCUACAUGUCAGUGCCAUUGAUGUCCCAGGACUAUCAGCACGCGGACCGUCGAUACCCGGCUGACUCGUACAUGGUCGGUUUCGAGCAUUACGAGCCGUACCUCGGCUAUCCGCCGCAGCCGGGGUAUCCAGGGCCCCACGGUAUCUACAUGCCGCGCUCGCAUUCUCCUCACAGUCCUCAUAGUCCUUCGGAACACAGUCGUGCCUCGCCACCGCACGAAUACCUGCGCAAGGCGGCACCGUACGUGGAGGGCGGUUACAACGACAUCGAUCCAGGUUUGAAUCCCGCGUUGCAAGAUCAUUAUCGCAUUACUCCUAGUCCUGGUGGUCCCGGAGAUCAAUAUGAUCAAAUCAGCAACUCUUGGAAUAUGGAUGACUCUGGCGAACCCUCUCAGCAUCCUCAUGAUGAGAACAAAGUGGCCUACGGUUACGUGUCUCCGUCCCCCUACGGACCUGUUGGAUACGGCCCUGGCGUUGGGGUAGGUCCAGUGGCAGUUCCUAGCGACGUACCCGGUUACGACGAAGGCCAUCCGGUCCAGCUCCCCUCCGGUGUACCUCCGGGAAUGUUCGACGACGAGGUUCAUCUUCAACGGUUACAAUCCCGGCAUCCGGUGGUGCCCGGCAUGGCCAGCCCGCUGGACGACGAUCAGAAAUCCAUGAGAUGGCGGGAUCCGAAUCUGUCGGAGGUGAUCGGCUUCCUCAGCAAUCCGAACAACAUCAUCAAGGCGAACGCUGCCGCGUAUCUGCAACAUCUCUGCUACAUGGACGACCCGAACAAGCAGAAGACGCGAAGCCUCGGCGGAAUACCGCCUCUAGUUCAAUUGUUGGAUCACGACAACCCGGACGUGUACAGGAACGCCUGUGGCGCGUUGCGGAACUUGUCUUACGGCAGGCAGAACGACGAGAACAAGAGGGCCAUCAAGAACGCCGGCGGUGUACCGGCCUUGAUCAAUUUGUUACGUAGGACGUCUGACGCGGACGUUAAGGAACUGGUGACGGGGGUUCUCUGGAAUUUAUCCUCGUGCGAGGACCUCAAAAAAUCAAUCAUUGACGACGGCGUAACAAUGGUGGUUAACAACAUAAUCAUCCCACAUAGUGGCUGGGACCCAAGCUCCUCCAGUGGCGAGACCUGCUGGUCGACCGUGUUCAGAAACGCGUCUGGCGUUUUGAGAAACGUCUCCAGCGCUGGCGAGUACGCGAGGAAGAAAUUACGCGAGUGCGAAGGUCUGGUUGACGCUCUUCUCUACGUAGUACGGUCCGCCAUCGAGAAGUCGAACAUCGGGAACAAGAUCGUAGAAAAUUGCGUGUGCAUCCUGCGGAACCUGAGUUAUCGGUGUCAGGAAGUGGAGGACCCAAACUACGACAAACACCCGAUUCAAUCGACCGUACAGAACAGGGUGGCGGCUCCGGCUAAAGGUGAAAACUUGGGUUGCUUUGGCGGAAGCAAGAAGAAGAAGGAUGGCCAACCGGUGCAAAAGGAAACGACCGCGUCGCGCACCACCACCAGCCCAAGAACGGAACCUGUCAGAGGCAUGGAGCUACUCUGGCAACCGGAAGUGGUCCAGUCUUAUUUGAAACUGCUGCAGACAUGCUCGAACCCGGAGACUCUCGAGGCAGCGGCCGGAGCGCUUCAGAACCUCGCAGCCUGCUACUGGCAACCGAGUAUUGAGAUUCGCGCGGCCGUUAGGAAGGAGAAGGGACUUCCUAUUUUGGUUGAGCUGCUGCGGAUGGAGGUGGACCGCGUCGUCUGUGCGGUGGCCACGGCUCUCAGAAACCUCGCCAUAGAUCAGCGUAACAAGGAACUGAUUGGAAAGUACGCGAUGCGCGAUCUCAUUCAAAAGUUACCUUCAGGGAAUAACCAGCAUGAUCAGGGAACCAGUGAUGACACAAUCGCCGCUGUUCUUGCCACUUUGAACGAGGUGAUCAAGAAAAACGCCGAGUUCUCACGAUCUCUAUUAGACGCUGGCGGUGUCGACAGACUGAUGAACAUCACCAGGCAACGCCAGAAAUACACGCCUCGUGUUCUUAAAUUUGCAGGACAAGUCUUGUUCACGAUGUGGCAGCACCAAGAGCUGAGAGAUGUUUACAAGAAGCACGGCUGGAAAGAACAAGAUUUCGUUACAAAAACAGUGGCAGCGCGGAAUUCAGGGCCUAAUUCACCGAAUAAUGCCAAUAGCUAUGAUUGUAGCACACUGAACCGACCGAUGGCAAGCCAAGGGAGCACCAGAUACGAGGACAGAACGAUUCAGAGAGCGAACAUGAAUUCGAAUAACGUCGGUCGACCCACUAUAUAUCAGCCUCAACCGAAACCCGGUGAGCCGCUCUACGCGCAAGUUAACUUGGAGAAGAAAAAGAAGCGGCAGUAUGAGCUGGGGGUGGGCCAGGCGCAGGGUCAGGGCCCGGUCGUCGGCUCGGGAGUGGGCGUCGCAGCCGGUGCACCAACGGCUGGCCAGUGGGUGGCCGAUGGCGUUGGUGUCCCCGAUGGUUCGGCCGCCACCGCGACCGUGAACGUACCACCGAAUUCCACCGCUGCCUCAGCCGGCGAUUCCUGGGUAUAACAGGGUGUCCGUGGUCCAGCCGCCGUCCAGGAGGCUGCCAUCCUUUCCCCGAGGCUGCUGUACGCGUAGACGUCUCCCGAUUGCCGGGGAGCGAGGGACUCGGUGUCCGAAGUGAUGAAGCAGAGACGAGGGAAAAAAAUAGUAGAAAUUAUCUUGCCGAGUUUUCUUUUCAUUUUUUGCUGAAUGGAAAUGAUCGAUGGAAGACUAGAUGUGUUGUAGGGCAUUGAGGAAUGGAUGAUAGGAUUCUUGGCUCUAUUUUGUUCCUUUUCUUUUUUUCUUUUUCUUCCUUUCUUACUUCAUUCGAUUAGGUCGUUACUGCGCCGAGAACGACGCCGUACUUGUUGGAAGACACGAUGAUGUACAUUGGGAGGGAAACGGAAGACUGAGGACAAGAAGGGUAUAGAGGUGUUAGUGGCUGAGACACGGGAGCCUCUCCGAAUAUAAACUUCCACGGAAGUUUGCGUCGUCGAGCAUCUGCUUAAGGCGCGGUCUUGUCGAGAAACGAGAUUACGCAGAAAUUUGAAGAAAAAAGAAAAAAAAAAAAGAAGAAAUAUAAAAAGAAAAAAAAAAAAAAGAAUUCGCACUCCGCACCCCACCACGUUAUCGAUGUAUAGUAGAGACGGUGAAGCGACUUGUCCGACCACAUCCGCAGCAGUAGUCGCACUAAUGGCUCUAAACCUUCAUUGCACAAUUCUAAAUUAAUAUAUAUACGAUAUAAUAUAAAUAUAAUACAUGUAUAUGUAUAUUUUAAGACGGUGAAAGAAACACCGUAAUUGCGAGAGCACUACUAAUGUUAAGUAAUAAGCGGUAUUACUACGAACGAUUAUUAUUAUUUUUAUUAU